AAGGGGCGUAUUUUUCAAGCCAUCUUGACUGAAUAUCUAGCUACAUCCCAAGGUAUAUUAACCUGACACUUCUUACAUUAUUUUACGUACCAAUUAUUUUAGGUAUUUCAAGUUGAAAACGUCUAAAACACAGAUAUGUAAGCAGGUCGAGUUAUAGCAUUUGUCCGAAGUCACCAUGGAGGACUGAAGUGCUGAAGAUGACGCUGUCGCCCCUGAAAUUACCGGCUAGCGAUGGCAUAGCUUGUCAAUAGCAAGUCCGUUUCUGUCGUGUUUGAACAUUUACUAACGUUCUUUUUUUUCUGGCUCGCGCAUACCAUAGGAUCAAGUUAAACAAGAAAUGUCUACAACGUAAUGCACUCGUUUCUGUGAGUCUCUUUCACUUACUUGCUGCUAGCUGGCCAGACUCAAGUGCACACCCCCAUGAGGAGGCUGCGGAGGGGAUGCAGGGCAGGAGUAGUUGGCCUUGAUAUGGGCAGGGGACGGGGGAGGGGCAGGGGGAGAGGCAGAGGAGCAACAGUGUCGCUCCGGCCGCCUUCCCCCUACAGACUGCAGCUAUCGCCGUCAAGAGAGACUUUGACCUACGCCCAGGCCCAGAAGAUGGUGGAGGUGGACCUAGACGGACGGCUUCACCGGAUCAACAUCACCGACCCACUGCCAGUCAUCACGGAGGAUGAAAUGAUGGCUCAGGACAUAGUCGAGUGCAACAGUAACAAAGAGAACAGUGAACAAACCCAGAGCAGAGCCAGACCGGGGCGCAAACCUCCCAAUACAAAGAGCCGGAGGCGGGAAAGCAAGAACUCAUCUCACCAGAGCCGACGCUCUGGCAGUCAGCACCAUGCACAGAGCCAGACCAACUCCUCCCAGCAGCCCUCCCACCACAGCCCUCUCCCCGAGCCCACCUUCCGCGUGCUGGACUCCCUCUGUCCUUUGGACGCGCCUCCCCUCCCCGCCUCCUACUACCGCUUCAUAGAGAAGACUGGGGAGGAGCAGGACCGGGAGGCUGAGUACGACAUGGACGAGGAGGACCUGGCCUGGCUGGACAUGGUCAAUCAGAAGAGGGUGUCGGACGGCCACGCCUCCGUCUCCCCGGACACCUUCGAGCUGCUGAUCGACCGGCUGGAGAGGGAGUCCGUGCUGGAGUCGCGGAGCCAGGCCCUGUCACAGAGCGCCGUCGACGAGGACGCCUUCUGCUGCGUCUGCCUGGACGACGAGUGCCUGAACAGCAACGUCAUCCUGUUCUGCGACAUCUGCAACCUGGCCGUCCACCAGGAGUGCUACGGCGUGCCCUACAUCCCCGAGGGCCAGUGGCUGUGCCGCUGCUGCCUGCAGUCGCCGUCACGCCCCAUGGACUGUGUGCUCUGCCCCAACCGGGGAGGUGCCUUCAAGCAGACCAGCGACGGGCGCUGGGCCCACGUGGUCUGCGCCAUCUGGAUCCCGGAAGUGUGCUUCGCCAACACAGUGUUCCUGGAGCCCGUUGAGGGGGUGAAGAACAUCCCACCGGCCCGCUGGAAGCUCACCUGCUACCUGUGCAAGCAGAAAGGCCGGGGGGCGUCCAUCCAGUGCCACAAGGCCAACUGCUACCGGGCCUUCCACGUCACCUGUGCCCAGAAGGCCGGCCUCUUCAUGAAGAUCGACCCGGUCCGAGAGACUGGGGUGAACGGGACAACUUUCUCAGUUAAGAAAACCGCCUUCUGCGAGAACCACUCCCCGGUUGGGUCAAGGCAAGAUGGGUCGGGCGACGAGACGACGGAGGGAAGGCUGGUGGGAGGCAGGGGGAAUCGAGGUCAAAGGUCAUACACGCAGAGCCCCCCACCGCCUCCCAGGAAGAAGACGCCCAAGGGCCAGAAGAAGGGGAAGAAGAGCCCCGCCCGUCGCUCCACUGUGCCUGUCCUGCUGGUGCCUCAGAUCCCCUCUCACAGGCUGAACAAGAUUUGCACUGGUGUAGCCGUCCAGAGAAAGAACCAGUUCAUGCAGAGGCUUCACAACUACUGGCUGCUGAAACGUCAGUCGCGGAACGGCAUGCCCCUCAUCCGACGACUGCACUCUCAUUUGCAGUCUCACAAGGCCACCGAACAGAGGGAGCCCGACGAGAAGCUCAGCGCGGCGAUGGAGGAGCUACGGUACUGGCAGAAGUUGCGGCAGGACCUGGAGAGAGCCCGGCUUCUGGUGGAGCUCAUCCGCAAGAGAGAGAGACUCAAAAGGGAGCAGAUGAAACUUCAUCAGGCUGCUCUGGAGUUGAAAUUGACCCCAGCGUUGAUACUGCUGCGCUCCACCCUUGACCAGCUUCAGGAGAAAGACACAGCGCAGAUCUUCUUAAAGCCUGUCAAUCUAGCCGAGGUACCGGACUACCUUGAGUUCAUCUCCAGGCCCAUGGACUUUUCUACAAUGCGUGCCAAACUAGAGGCCCAUGCCUACUGCUCCAUAGGAGACCUGGAGAGCGACUUCAACCUCAUGGUGUCCAACUGCCUGAAGUACAACUCCAAGGAGACUGCGUUUCAUCAAGCCGCACUGCACCUGCGGGAGGUGGGAGGGGCCAUCCUCCGCCACGCCCACAGGCAGGCCCAGAGCAUUGGGUUGGACCCCAGCACAGGCAUGCAUCUUCCGGACUCACCAAACAAGCACGGCUUCUACCAGUGCACCUGGGAGGACGUGGACUCUCUUUUGGACCCGGUUAACAGGCUUCACAUGUCCACAGAGGAGCAGCUGAAAGCCCUGCUGGAGAAGCUGGACUUGGUGACGUCCAUGCGCUCCAGUGGUGGAAGAACCAAACGCAUCCGCCUGUUGCGCAGGGAGAUCAACACGGUCGGGUACAAGCAACAGCGCUCACAGUUGCUCAACGGUAAAGAGGAGGAGGAGGAGGAGGUGGAGGAAGAGGAGGUGGAAGAGGAGGAGGAGGAAGGAGAGGAUGAGAAAGACAAUGGAAAGAAGGACCUUGUGGAGAAUGGUCCUUUAACAUCAGCAUUGACCCCAGGGACAGAUGACUCCCCUCCAACACUAGAGCCGUCAUGCCCUGCGUUGUCUCCGCUGCCAGGCGACGCACCCCCUGAACCGCCCGUUCUGGGCCCUGUGAUGGCGGGACGAAGGUCACCUGGGCGCUCCUACAAGCGCCAGCGGUCCUCUCGUAGCGGGGGCAACGGGCCAAGUGACGAUGAUGCUGACGUCCCGGAGACACCAACAGCCUGCAAACAGGAAGAGGCCUCUCCGGACGUCUGUCCUUCGGAGACUCCGUGUCCCCCCACAAACGCGUCGCCCCUGACCGGAGUCGGCCGUCGCACGUCUGUCCUGUUCAAGAAGGCUAAAAACGGAGCGAGACUCGCAAAGAACAAGGCGGCCCAGUUACAGAACGGAGGGACAACCGACGGGCAAACCAACGGCUUGGACAGUCCCGCUGACGUUCCGAAACCUCCCAGCUCAACAGUCCUCCCCGCCUCCAGCCCUGCGGCUCCGCCCACGCCAGCCACACCCUCCUCACCAUCACCUCACCAGCUGAGGUCCAGAGGACCUAGUUCUGACAGCGAGGGAGACAAGACACUUCCCCUCCUCUUCAAAGAGGAAGGCUUCACAAAUGGGCUUGGAAAGGAUAAAGAUGAUGACUCUGACGCAAUAUUCAAUGACCAAAAACAAAGUGCUCCUCCGCCACCCAAACGCAGUCGUGGAAAACCAGCUCUGGCUAAAGUCCCGGAGAGCCAGAAUGGUGACUCAGGGAGGAGUAUGCUUUUGCCCUUUGAUAGUGCGACAGAGCUCACACCCCUGGACCUGGUUUGGGCUAAGUGUCGAGGAUAUCCUUCAUACCCUGCAAUGGUCGUCGACCCCGACAUGCCCCAGGAAGGGCUUCUCCACAACGGCAUCCCUAUCCCCGUGCCUCCUGGUGACGUGCUCAAACUAGGGGAGCGGAGGCAGAAGGAGACGGGGGAGAGGCACUACCUGGUGUUGUUUUUUGACACCAAAAGGACCUGGCAAUGGCUUCCACGGGACAAGUUGCUGCCUAUGGGGAUGGAUGACACCGUGGACAAGCUGCGUCUGAUGGAGGGCAAAAAGCCCAACGUCCGCAAGUCUGUACACACAGCAUACGACCGGGCCAUGGUUCACCUGAACCAUGUCAUGAACCAUGUCAAGGGAAACCUCACCUUCAACCCCUCCAAUUUUAUAUGAAGGGUUUUAUUCAGUCAGUAAAUCAACCGUGAACUGUCUGGUUCAGAGGGUUGAAACCUUCCCCGAUGACAAACGUUCUCGUUUAGAGAAGAACAACCCCCUAUUGUUGAUUCAUGCCUCAGAAGGUGAGAGGUUUGAGGAGUUUGAUAUAUCUAAAUGAGGUGGUCUGAUCCUUUUAGGGAAAACAAUAUCAUUUUAACAUUUGGGGUAUGGCUUCAUAAAAUACAUGAAUUAUUGGGUAUAUUUUUUAGAUAAUGUGAUUAUUCAUUGUGAUUUGUUUUUAUUACUUAAUACAACCACUCUGUUGCAAUGAGUAUUAAUAAUAUGAAGUUUGUUUUAGGCCAAAGUGAAUCGAGACAUCAAAGAAAGAAAUUGUAUAUAUUUUAUCCUUAAAGGGAUUUGCUUGAUUCAAAGCAUAUUCAGAUUGUAUUUGUCCUUGAAAUACCAUUCUUCUUAUACAUAUUUUUACACAUUGUGAAGCUUUUUUGGUUUUUAUUUCUUUUUUUAUACGAAAUGAAACUGAUGGUGUGCUUUUUGCAGCUAUUUGAUGGAACAUUAGAACUUUUGAAUGUCUAGUUAGGAUGAAGAUGAUGCUGUUUUUCACCAUUCACAUCAGUGGUCACCACCAUUUUCUAAGCAAAGUCAAUAACUUGGGAUGCAAGUCAAUGUGGCAAGAUAUUAUUUGCAAACCCUUCCAAUGACUUGAAAAGCACAACCUGUUAGUGUGAAGAGGUGUGUAAAAUGAGCUAUCAAGCCAUAGUUAUGAAAAAAAUGGUAAAUGUAUAUAACCCGAUGAGUCAUGUGCAUGUGUAGAAGCAUAUGCACAUCUUUUUGUAUAUAUGUAAAUGUAUGUGUUUAUAAUACACAAAGUAAUUUAAGGAAUGCAAAAAAAAUUGAAAUAUUAGAUUUUAAUUUAUCGUGUGACAAUUGAAAGUCUGUUAUUUAAAAAAAAAAA
Messenger RNA from Esox lucius (northern pike), 5107 nucleotides. RefSeq names its product bromodomain and PHD finger containing, 3a (gene brpf3a). Lineage: Eukaryota; Metazoa; Chordata; Actinopteri; Esociformes; Esocidae. The transcript is spliced from 14 exons. The coding region runs from base 421 to 4152 and encodes 1243 amino acids. Gene Ontology annotation, biological process: regulation of transcription by RNA polymerase II. Gene Ontology annotation, cellular component: MOZ/MORF histone acetyltransferase complex. Gene Ontology annotation, molecular function: protein binding. The record is from RefSeq and is a predicted model, not a curated record.